Molecule: messenger RNA, 627 nt
Organism: Talaromyces marneffei
Lineage: Eukaryota; Fungi; Ascomycota; Eurotiomycetes; Eurotiales; Trichocomaceae
Exons: 4
Coding region: 1-627 (208 amino acids)
Biological process (GO): regulation of DNA-templated transcription
Molecular function (GO): DNA-binding transcription factor activity
Source: RefSeq, a predicted model, not a curated record
AUGGAGUUUUACAGUUGUGACUGGCUCUUUCAAUCAAGGUUUUUGAAUUUGAUUUACGCUGGGGCUAAUGUAUUCCGAAUCCUUUACGGCAUAUUCACUAUCGUGUUUACGAACAUGGAAGACUUAGAUAUGAAGGAGAAACGCCGGGUACAGAACCGGGAAUCACAACGUAGGCUCAGAGCAAGAAAGAGAAAUGUGAGAGCGGAGAACACGCGAGAUGAAACAGAGAGCCAGUCGAAGGUAAAUAACCUUGCUGGCAAUGACUUUGACAUGGAAGCACCUCUUCUCCAUGGUGCACGUGCUCGUAAAGAGGUGUUUCAGAAGGGAGCCUACCCAAGCGAUCCGCUAUCAUUUCCCAGUUGGAUGUCUUCAACAGCAGAAUUGAUUUCAAGCCCGGCAUCUGGGGUUCAGAACCCUUUAACUUCAUUAAUGCCUCCGGCCCCUAUCUCUGCCUCGAGUGCUGCUCAGAAAUUUCAUAUUUCAAAGCCAGAAGAGAGACUCGCAGAUUGUGACGAAAUACAGUGGACUCAAAUGGUCGCUACGAGUCCACCUGCGGUUGACCUGAGCUCUUUGAUACCACCUCAAGAUUCGCGAUUGUGCAAUACAUCCGUACACCAUCAGUCCUAG